AUGACUUCGGUGAUGUCUGUCUGCGUGCGAAACACAAUGAGAAACAUGUAUUUCAAUGCGAUAAUGAGCUUAUUCUCCAUCUCGAGUACCGUUAGUGUGUUGACUGGUUUCCAGACUCCGGCCCCUAAGUUAACCCUAUUAUCCCCGGCUCUCAACGGAGACACAGUUGACAUUAUGGCCAACACUAGCCUUCAUCUGAAGUGUACGGGCGAUAAGCCUAUGUACUGGCAGUUUCCCAAUAAUAAUCCGCAGUACGACCCGGUGGUCAAAGUGGCACAGAUUCGUAGCAAAUGCGAUGACAAUCAACAUUUGAAAUGUGUUACCGAUGUUGUCAUACCUGAAGUCGAUUACGAAAUGACCGGUCAUUUCACGUGUCUCUACAACGACUCGACAAUAAGCGAGAGAUCGGACACUAUCUAUGUCUACGUGAACGGCAAAGCAGAUCCGGAAUAUCUGAUCGUUCCGUAUGAGGGAAACUAUGACUUCAUGUUUAUAGCGGUGUUUCAGUCGCAACCGGCGACCAUUCCCUGCAAACCAACCGAUUCCAGAGCUAAGGUCUCGCUAUGGAAAGUACACACAAAUUCCGGUAUUCCUCAGGAGAUUGUGGUCAACAAUACGCUGGGAAUCACUUACAACGCGAAGAAAGGCUAUCACUUUGAGUACCCGCGUUGGGACGGAGAGACCAGUCUUCUCGAGUGUAAGGUUGAGUUGGAUGGCAUCGAAAUGAUAUCGCAAAUUAGUAUACACUGGUCAAUAUUGCCGGUGGAAUUGCAUCCUCUUAUUGACGACAGUCGGGCUAAAAAUGUGUUCAUAAACAGCACUUUCACGUUAAAAUGUUUCGUUCACAUUGAGCUUGGUGUUAUAAUUGUGAUUACGUGGGACGUACCCAACCAUAAUACUUUAGAAAGAUUUACGGAAUCAAUGGCUGAAACUCAGAGAAUUGAAUUGAAUGGCAAUAGUUAUGAUACGGUCUCAAAGAAUCUGACCAUAACUGAUGCACAAAUGGAAGACGACGGCAAUUAUCACUGCAAUGUCACCGAUGGUAACGGCAGAGUGUUUAGUACAUCCAAAAAAGUCACUGUAUAUGAGAAUGGUUUGCCGCCGUCUUAUGUGAACUUUUCAAUGGAUAUCAACAAUAAUAAGCCACUGAUUAGUAAAGUGGGAGAAAUGCUGGGAAACACUAGCGAUAUGUCGACAAACAUAUCGAUGCACUUAUUAGUGAGCGUGAUUGCCAAUCAAAGCGGUGCCUAUCGUUGUUUUGCCACUAAUGACAACACCACUACAAUUCACAGCCAGAUCUCGUUUAUUGUGACCGAUGCUAUAAACGGAUUCUCAAUCAUAUCAUCGACUGAUGAGCCGACAGUACGGGAAGACAUAAGCCUCACCUGUAAGGCCAGUGUUUACAACUAUACAGAACUCAAUUGGAUUAGAAAACCAUUGGACGGAAUAAUAGAGUCAGAAGAUGAGUACAAUCUGACGGACAUAUCAGCGCCGGUUAUGAUUGAGUCUAAUAUGAAAGACAAUGUGAUAGAGAAGACUCCAUACACUCAAUUGGAGUUGCGAUGUAUGGUUAGGGGAAGACCUAAACCAGUGAUCACUUGGUAUAGGAAUAAAAAGCCAUUUAUUGUGACCGAAAAUACUGGCAUUAAAUUGGAGGACAGAAACCAAAUCUUGACGUUUACGCGAAUUCUGGACAAAGAUUCGGGUCUUUAUGAAUGCGAAGCACACAAUAGCGGCGGUACUGUUAAGCGAAGCGCUCGACUCAAAGUAGACAGUCCUGAAGACACCACUUCCGGACUCAGCACUGAAGAGAUCAUUGUGUUUGUGCUGUUCGUUGUGGUCGGAACUGUCAUGAUAUUUAUGGCCAUAUAUAUCGGCAAAAAGAUCAGACAGGAAAGGAAACAAAAGCGUGAACUCGAGUUUCUAUCUCACAAUCUCUUCGAAACGGGACAAAUAGAGAUGUUUAACCCCGAUAUGCCUCUCGACGAACAAAUUGAAUUAUUGCCUUACGAUCCCAGAUAUGAGUUCCCCAAAGAAAGACUCAAAUUAGAGAGCGUCCGUUACGCAGAUAUUAUGCAUAAUCAACAGACAAGCGGUAGUUAUACUAACGGUUACAUCACAACAAUCAAUAGCGCGGGUCAAGAGACGGGUCAGGACUCAAGUUCGGCCAAUGGUUCGGGCGGUUAUCGCGGAGAGUCUAUACAUAAGCGAAAUAAAGACAAAUUGGUUACGACUUGUGAUUUACUUCUCUGUUGGAGAGCCGAACCUAAAGAUAGGCCAGACUUUAUGGAAAUCGCGGAUAUUAUUGGAGCCCUUUUGGAGUCUAAUGUUAGACAA
Molecule: messenger RNA, 2337 nt
Organism: Medioppia subpectinata
Lineage: Eukaryota; Metazoa; Arthropoda; Arachnida; Sarcoptiformes; Oppiidae
Source: the annotation of a GenBank genome assembly